Messenger RNA from Paraglomus brasilianum, 399 nucleotides. Lineage: Eukaryota; Fungi; Glomeromycota; Glomeromycetes; Paraglomerales; Paraglomeraceae. The record is from the annotation of a GenBank genome assembly.
AUGCAACCGAAUCCGCAAGGGCAACUGAAUUUACCAGAGCAAGUAAUAAAAACACCCACCCGACUUUACCUCAACUGUUCGAGCACCCAAUACCUUCGUUAUCUUGUGCACGUUAUACUCAAGCUUAAAGGUGUCUAUGAAGAGAUCCCCAAUAACAUCAUCGACGAAACAGUGGAUGAAGCGAUCAAAAACUAUAAUCAGAAAGAUAUUAAAAUUCAAGUCGAAGAAGGAUCUCGCGCAUACCAUCAGCAUCCGAUCGCAAAAUUUUUCGAGAAGGGAUUGGAAUCACUUGUACCUACACAACCAAUCGAUGCGCACGCCAAGAAAGAAACCCUGCAUUAUCACACAAAACAAGAGAGAUCUACGACCUUUACAUUUCGAAACCCAACGAAAACAUAA